Tripterygium wilfordii is the source of this 972-nucleotide messenger RNA. RefSeq names its product single-stranded DNA-binding protein, mitochondrial-like. NCBI's taxonomy places the organism in Eukaryota, Viridiplantae, Streptophyta, Magnoliopsida, Celastrales, Celastraceae. Gene Ontology annotation, cellular component: mitochondrial nucleoid. The transcript has 6 exons. The record is from RefSeq and is a predicted model, not a curated record. Bases 65 to 700 code for a protein of 211 amino acids. Gene Ontology annotation, molecular function: single-stranded DNA binding. Gene Ontology annotation, biological process: mitochondrial DNA replication; positive regulation of helicase activity.
UAAGCUUCUAAAACCCUCCUUCUCCCCUUUGGCUCUCUUUGACAGUGAGUUUCGGUGCCUGAAAAUGAGUUCGAUAGCUGUGAGGAUUGCAAAGGUUUUAAGAGUCUCUACUUCUACUAGGCCAUUCUCUGCACUAGGCUCGCAAGGGAACUCAAAACCAUGUUAUUCAACUUCGUCGAUGGAGAGUAACAAUGAUGAUGGGAAAAAUGAUGUACUGGAAGAGGAGUUGGAUGAUAUUAUUGGCGGGAAGCCAGAAUUGGAGCCUCAAAGCGUGAAUCCCAGACGUGGUUGGGGAUUUCGAGGUGUGCAUAAGGCAAUUAUUUGUGGAAAAAUUGGGCAAGCUCCUGUGCAAAAGAUCUUGAGAAAUGGCCGAACUAUAACCAUCUUUACUGUUGGUACGGGGGGAAUGUUCGACCAAAGACUUGUUGGAGCAAAAGACUUGCCAAAACCAGCACAAUGGCAUCGAAUAGCUGUCCAUGAUGAACCCCUCGGAGCUUAUGCUGUUCAGCAGCUUGCAAAAAACUCUUCAGUUUAUGUUGAGGGUGAGAUUGAAACUAGAGUUUACAAUGACAGCAUCAAUGGAGAAAUUAAAAACGUGCCAGAGAUAUGUGUUCGUCGUGACGGAAAGAUUCGUCUUAUAAAAGCUGGAGAACGUGUCAAUAGCAUAUCCUUUGAGGAUCUCCGAGAGGGACUAUUUUAGUCGUUUGUGGAUAUUUCAUUCUCCAAGAGUACAAGAGUAAGAAACUAACAUUAUUUCAGCUUGUAUGAUUGUAAUCAGACUAGAGAAAAAUUCUUGACUUGUUUUGGUUUUCGAAUUUGUACCAUUUUCUUGUUGAAUUUAUAUCUUCCUAUUAUGCCCAUCGUAAUCUCUCUCUCUCUCAAUUUGUGGAUGUUUUCACAUAGACCUACAUUUGUUAAAAUCAUAAUAGUGCUUUCCAAAACAUGAGGGAAAUAAAACGUUUAUAUUUUUCA